Molecule: messenger RNA, 2853 nt
Organism: Notechis scutatus (mainland tiger snake)
Lineage: Eukaryota; Metazoa; Chordata; Lepidosauria; Squamata; Elapidae
Gene: PRKAR1A
Product: protein kinase cAMP-dependent type I regulatory subunit alpha
Biological process (GO): negative regulation of cAMP-dependent protein kinase activity
Cellular component (GO): cAMP-dependent protein kinase complex; cytosol
Molecular function (GO): cAMP binding; cAMP-dependent protein kinase inhibitor activity; protein kinase A catalytic subunit binding
Source: RefSeq, a predicted model, not a curated record
UUUCCGGUGGGAGCGAUUGCCGAGAAAGAGAAGAAGGAGGCCGCAAAUCGGGAUAGGAGGAGGAGGAGGAGCGGGGUCGACCAUCGCGGAGAGGCCCAAGCAGGGAGUCGCCGCUCGGACCCGGGUGAUACUGGGAUUAACAGUUUCCUGCAAAUUCUGUGCAUACCUGUAACUGCUGUUAACUUCAUCUCAAAUACCAGCAAUGGCAGCCUCUAGCAGUAGCAGCAGUGAAGAAGAACGUAGCCUCCGUGAAUGUGAGCACUACGUCCAAAAACAUAACAUCCAGCAACUCCUGAAAGAUUGCAUUGUCCAGCUUUGUACAGUGCGACCUGAGAGACCUAUGGGCUUCCUCCGGGAAUACUUUGAAAGAUUGGAAAAGGAAGAAACAAAGCAGUUUAUCUGUCAGCAGAAAGCCAGCUCUCGCACAGAUUCCCGUGAAGAUGAAAUUUCUCCACCACCACCGAUGAACCCAGUGGUUAAAGGUCGCAGAAGGCGUGGUGCCAUUAGUGCAGAGGUUUACACUGAAGAGGAUGCUGCCUCUUAUGUUAGAAAGGUUAUUCCAAAGGAUUAUAAAACUAUGGCUGCCUUGGCGAAAGCCAUAGAGAAGAAUGUGCUCUUUGCUCAUCUUGAUGACAAUGAAAGAAGUGAUAUAUUUGAUGCAAUGUUUCCAGUCACUUACAUUGCUGGUGAGACUGUUAUACAGCAAGGUGAUGAAGGGGAUAACUUCUAUGUUGUUGAUCAAGGAGAAAUGGAUGUUUAUGUGAACAGUGAAUGGGCCACCAGUGUUGGAGAGGGGGGCAGCUUUGGAGAACUUGCACUGAUCUAUGGGACACCCCGAGCAGCAACUGUCAAAGCAAAAACCAAUGUGAAACUGUGGGGUAUUGAUCGAGAUAGCUAUAGAAGAAUUCUUAUGGGUAGCACACUGAGGAAGAGAAAGAUGUAUGAAGAAUUUCUUAGUAAAGUGUCAAUACUUGAAUCCCUCGACAAAUGGGAGCGUCUCACAGUGGCUGAUGCAUUAGAGCCAGUACAGUUUGAGGAUGGACAAAAAAUUGUGGUGCAGGGAGAACCCGGAGAUGAAUUUUUCAUUAUAUUAGAGGGUACAGCUGCUGUGUUGCAGCGCAGGUCAGAGCACGAAGAAUUUGUUGAAGUGGGCAGACUUGCACCCUCUGAUUAUUUUGGCGAAAUAGCUCUAUUAAUGAAUCGUCCUCGUGCUGCCACUGUUGUUGCUCGUGGCCCCUUAAAAUGUGUAAAGCUUGAUCGGCCCAGAUUUGAGCGUGUCUUGGGUCCAUGCUCCGAUAUUCUGAAACGGAACAUCCAGCAGUACAACAGCUUUGUCUCUCUCUCUGUCUGAAGUCUCCCUCCUUCUCAAAUACAUGCUUCACAAACGCAGACUGUUUUCAUUACUCUUGUGCAGAGCCACACGGCUACUGGCUAUUGCAGCUUCCUGUCUGUCUGAGAGUGGGGGUGGGUGGGUGGGUGGGUACGGGAAGAAAGCGGUUGCUUUUCACAGCGUUUUAAAUUUUAGAGCAUUAUUUUGGUGCUCCCAGCCCCAUUGAAAAUAGGGAAUUGUAUGGAAACUUUUACUGUUACUGCUUCUCUCUGUGCAAUGUACACUGUCCAAUAUGGCCAGUGACUGCCAUUCCUUUUGCUGGGAACAAUUCCUGAGCACCGAGGUUAUUGCAGUAGAGUUAAGGAUGUAACGGUGGGAAAUUCUAAACGUGCGUUCUCCUCAGUGAGUCCCAUGUUCCUUUUAAAUUGUGAUCACUUUCUACUGUACUUUUCUCAGACAGAGAAAUUUACCUUCUCAGCUCAACCUCUUGGCAAAAUGUUCUGGAUAUGGGUGAUGUUUGGUUAAGUUUACUGAGAUCAGCUUCUAGUAAAACCAGAGUUAGAAGUUUGAUAGUUUUGUGCAUCUGUAUCCAUUUCAAGAUGGCUUGGUUAUUGUUUGUCAGGUUUUUGUAUACAAGCUUUUGUUUUGGCAACUAUUGCCAAGUGUUGCUAUCUUUGGCACAGCAAAAAGUUUUGCCUGUUCUCAGAUGUGAAUAUUUAUAAUAUAUGCCUCUCCUGAUUUUUCUCAAAGGGCAACCAAUGUGCUAAAAUAUAGGUGUAGGUGUUUACACUAGUGUACUGCUCCUCAGCUAGUGUGAGUUGUAACACCCUAUCCACACUAUCUAGAACAGGAAGCUGAAGGGUGCAUUCUUAUGUAUGCAGUCUUAUGUCUGCCCUUUCCAAGCUUUGCCUUCCCUGUUAACUUUGGAACCAGAUAGUUCAGUGAUGCUAUUUAUGUAACUGGUGGUCAAUGCAGGAUGGAAUAUACAGUCUAAUUUAGGAAGAUGAUAGGACUCUGGCUAAAAUGAAAGACAGGAAGCAGAAGAAGCAAUGCCUAUUUCCUGUCAAACUCCUAAAUAUUUAGCUGGAAGGAGACACAUGCUCUAGUUAGUGUGGCCUCACAUUCUCAUUGAUCUAGUGGAGUAACUAAUUUUGGAAAGUUAAUCCUGUUGUCAAGUCGGAAGUGUGUUUCAGUAUUUACCAGGUUUGUGUUAACAAUAUUCUGCGUGGCACUCAGUGCUACCCAUUAGCUUUAUUGAAUUUCACAGUUGGAGAAUGUAAGCAAGUCAGUUUAUUUGUAACCUAAAUGAUCUAAAACUACUGUAGAGCUUUAUAUGGGAGUGGCAGCAAGUGUUUUGCAUUGUUUAUGCAACUAUUUCUCACAGAUCUUACUUGCCCGGUUAGCAGCCCCUCCCCUUGGACAAUUGGACCUGGUAUACACCUUUCUGACUUGCUGGCUGUUGGAAGAACAUUUGCUAAUCAUACUUUGCAGUUGGAGGAAUAGGAAGCUUAGUAUAUUUUUUG